AUGAGCAAGCGCCGUUCACGGCAAAGCUCAACGGAAGAUGCUUCACCGGACUACAGGAUGGCUGCGGCGGAUGCCGUAAGGAAAGCCAAGAAGCCCAGAACCUGGCAAGGAGUGGGAGCGGUGGUGGCUCCCGACCAGGUCAGCGGGCCGGAACCGGAUGUUGCAACAGUCAGCGACCCAUUUCAACACCAAAACGCAGCUCGAACAGUGACUGAAGUCGGCGAAGCGAUCGCGUUGCGUGCAUCGUCGGUAAAUAGCCACAGAUGCGGCAAGGCAACACGCCUGGAGAAGUCGGCCACGCACACAUCCGAGAAGGAGAACAAACGCUCGAGAGACAAAGAUAAGACGGCAAGCCGCAGAAGCAAGACGGGCGGCGCCAAGGGAGAGGGACUAGGCCUCAGCCUUUUGAGCCUGUUCCGAUAA
This is a messenger RNA of Purpureocillium lilacinum, 423 nucleotides long. The record is from RefSeq and is a predicted model, not a curated record. Lineage: Eukaryota; Fungi; Ascomycota; Sordariomycetes; Hypocreales; Ophiocordycipitaceae.